Molecule: messenger RNA, 772 nt
Organism: Dreissena polymorpha
Lineage: Eukaryota; Metazoa; Mollusca; Bivalvia; Myida; Dreissenidae
Product: trichohyalin-like
Exons: 7
Coding region: 11-772 (253 amino acids)
Source: RefSeq, a predicted model, not a curated record
AGCAUGUUUUAUGUCAACUGAUUGCAUGUAUGGCGUGCAGGAGAAGCAUUGGUGGGACGUGAACUCGCAGGAGUACGACCGGAAGUUGCGCGAGAAAGCGGAACACGACCGGAAGCGACUGCAAGCGGCCGAGAAACGAGAGGAAAUAAUUCAAGAGGAAGUUCAAAGAAUUGCCAAAGAAAACGAAGAGGAGAGGCUGUAUUUUACCAAACGAUAUGUGGUAUAUGAAAGGAAGGCAAAGGCGGGACAGAAAGCUCUGGUCAGUCGUAUAGAGAGGAAGCUGACCACCGCGCAAGAGAACUAUGAACAGCAAGUCAAAGAGAGGCUCAACGAAAUCAAGCAAGACGUUAAAAAGGAGGAAGACAGAACGAAACACGCUCUUAAGGCGCAACAGAAGCUAGAGAAACAAAACCACAAGCGCUUCCUCAAGAUGUUGCACAAGACACAAAAGGGUAUCGACGAGGCUAAUAACACGAUUGCCAAGGCGUUUGAAGCCAUAGCAACGGAUAUUAAAAAGGAACGAGAAGAAAAAGAACAGGAGCAGCGUAAGAAAAUGAAAAAACUCGAGAAAGAUGCGCAGAAAUGGUCGAAGAAGAUUAGGAAGGAAAUCACCAAGCGCGAGUCGAUAACGAAGAGCAAACAAGAAGAACGGUCAUCUAUUCUAGAAAAGGGCGCGAGUAUUUCCACGCCGAAGGCAAUGCUCAAGGUCGUGUUGGGUGACGAAAGAUGCAAACGCGGAUGUAUCUGUUGUGCAUUGGUCACGAUGUUCUAA